UAAGGGUAAAGAGGUGAUGGACAUUGUCUCCCUGGGAGCUGAGGGUAAGGAGGUGAUGGACAUUGUCUCCCUGGGAGCUGAGGGUAAGGAAAUGAUGAAUAUUGUCUCCCUGGGAGCUGAGGGUAAGGAGGUGAUGGACAUUGUCUCCCUGGGAGCUGAGGGUAAGGAGGUGAUGGACAUUGUCUCCCUGGGAGCUGAGGGUAAGGAGGUGAUGGACAUUGUCUCCCUGGGAGCUGAGGGUAAGGAGGUGAUGGACAUUGUCUCCCUGGGAGCUGAGGGUAAGGAAAUGAUGGAUAUUGUCUCCCUGGGGGCUGAGGGUAAGGAGGUGAUGAACAUUGUCUCCCUGGGAGCUGAGGGUAAGGAGGUGAUGGACAUUGUCUCCCUGGGAGCUGAGGGUAAGGAAAUGAUGGAUAUUGUCUCCCUGGGGGCUGAGGGUAAGGAGGUGAUGAACAUUGUCUCCCUGGGAGCUGAGGGUAAGGAGGUGAUGGACACUGUCUCCCUGGGAGUUAAAGGUAAGGAGGUGAUGGACAUUGUCUCCCUGGGAGCUGAGGGUAAGGAGGUGAUGGACAUUGUCUCCCUGGGAGCUGAGGGUAAGGAGGUGAUGGACACUGUCUCCCUGGGAGUUAAAGGUAAGGAGGUGAUGGACAUUGUCUCCCUGGGAGCUGAGGGUAAGGAGGUGAUGGACAUUGUCUCCCUGGGAGCUGAAGGUAAGGAGGUGAUGGACACUGUCUCCCUGGGAGCUGAGGGUAAGGAGGUGAUGGACAUUGUCUCCCUGGGAGCUGAGGGUAAGGAGGUGAUGGACAUUGUCUCCCUGGGAGCUGAGGGUAAGGAGGUGAUGGACAUUGUCUCCCUGGGAGCUGAGGGUAAGGAGGUGAUGGACAUUGUCUCCCUGGGAGCUGAGGGUAAGGAGGUGAUGGACACUGUCUCCCUGGGAGCUAAAGGUAAGGAGGUGAUGAACAUUGUCUCCCUGGGAGCUGAGGGUAAGGAAAUGAUGGAUAUUGUCUCCCUGGGAGCUGAGGGUAAGGAGGUGAUGGACAUUGUCUCCCUGGGAGCUGAGGGUAUAGAGAUGGUGAACACUGGCUCCUUGGGAGCUGGGUUAAAAGGGUAAUGGGCCUAGGCAGAAGGAAGAAGCAAACGAGUCCCAGCCAGCCGGAGAAUUUAGGAUUUCUGUGCCUUCCUCCAGAUUCAGAGAGGGCCUGUUCCCCCCAAAGGCAGCCCUUUCUUGAUUCUGAAAAGUGCCCACCACCAGGUAUUUGGGAUGAAGCCCAUCCCAAUCCCCAGAUGCCUUAAGUGUGGACAGGCCCAACGGCGUCACAUCACGGCUGCUCCCGGAUGCGCAGGAGAGGAAAUGUCUGCAGAGAGUUCUAGGUGGGAAUUUUGUGCAUUACUUGAAGCAGCGUAUUUUCUUCUCUCCUCAAACCCCUCCCCCCAUUUUUCUUUGCGGUUUAAUUAGUAUUUCCAAGUGGUGUAAUCCCUCUGGGAACAGUCAUAAAAUCCAGGAGAGAAUCACUGCUAACAAUGGUUCUUAAUUAGGAAGUGCUUCACUCCAGACUGCAGUAUGCGUGUGUGGAAGGGUGGAAGGAUAUCUGCAACAGGGGGAUGACUGAGGGGGGCGGGAAGGUGGGUCCCCAGCCCAAAUAGGCAGGCAGUUGCCCAGAGACAGCAGGGCUUCUGGGAAGGGCUGGAUGAAGCUUGAGCCUGGAGGGAGUGUGUUGGAGAGCCCACUCAGCAGGGCCUUUUAUCACAGCUGUCAUUUGAAGGCCAAUUCCCAAUUUUCCCUUGCCUCUGCUCUCUCAGUUUGUCGCACACCAACGUUUUCACUUGUGGGUUUUUUGCACAGCUAGGAGCUGAAAGUCAAGGUUUCUGGGACAUGAUUAGUGACUCCAGGAGAGCUUUCUUUUAGACCUACCAGGAAUCUAGAGGUCAACAAGACCCAUCCCCUUGACAGAUGGGGAAGGGAUUUAUUUGUGGGAGCCUGUCCUGUGUGAUUCAAUCUGAUCGUCUGCAGAAUGGGAAUAAUGAUUUCCUCACGUUCCCUACCUCAUGGGUUCAUUAUGAGAGAAAGCACAUUGUGAAUCUGAUAAGUGGAACUAGAAUUACA
Antechinus flavipes (yellow-footed antechinus) is the source of this 2101-nucleotide messenger RNA. RefSeq names its product sodium/potassium/calcium exchanger 1-like. The transcript is spliced from 6 exons. Lineage: Eukaryota; Metazoa; Chordata; Mammalia; Dasyuromorphia; Dasyuridae. The coding region runs from base 17 to 1108 and encodes 363 amino acids. The record is from RefSeq and is a predicted model, not a curated record.